This is a messenger RNA of Spea bombifrons (plains spadefoot toad), 2719 nucleotides long. RefSeq names its product HID1 domain containing (gene HID1). The transcript is spliced from 19 exons. Gene Ontology annotation, cellular component: membrane; Golgi medial cisterna; Golgi trans cisterna. Lineage: Eukaryota; Metazoa; Chordata; Amphibia; Anura; Pelobatidae. Bases 17 to 2485 code for a protein of 822 amino acids. The record is from RefSeq and is a predicted model, not a curated record.
GGCGUGGUCAAAUUCGAUGAUUGACGGAUCCGGUUUGCCAGCUGUUGUAGGCGGUUUUGAUCCGGGUCGGAACGGGCAAAGAGGCCAAGGAAACGCAGGGAGAUAUUCUUUGGUUUAUUCUGGGAUGGGAAAUACGGACACCAAAUUAAACUUUAGGAAAGCAGUCAUCCAACUGACAACCAAGACGCAGCCAGUGGAAGCUACUGAUGAUGCAUUCUGGGAUCAGUUUUGGUCAGAUUCAGCCACUUCUGUGCAAGAUGUCUUUGCUUUGAUCCCAGCUGCGGAGAUUCGUGCAGUUCGGGAAGAGUCUCCAUCAAACUUGGCAACUCUGUGCUACAAGGCAGUAGAAAAGCUUGUGGCAGGUGCAGACAGCGGAUGUCACUCGGAAACUGAGAAGCAGAUGGUUUUGAAUUGUGCUCGACUACUUACCCGUGUCCUGCCAUAUAUCUUUGAGGACCCAGAUUGGAGAGGUUUUUUCUGGUCUUCUGUACCUGGAGCUGGACGAGGCCAGGAUGAUGAUGAGGAGGAAGAGGAUGGCUCGCGUCCUCUAGCUGAAUCCCUUCUCCUGGCUGUAGCUAAUCUUCUAUUCUGUCCAGACUUCACAGUGCAAAGUCAUAGGAGAAGUGGAACGGAUUCAGCUGAAGACAUUCACACUCUUGACAGUUGUGAGUAUAUCUGGGAAUCUGGUGUUGGAUUUGCUCACUCCCCAACCCCAAACCAUACCCAUGACCUCAACAGGACUGAACUUCUAAAACUACUACUGACAUGUUUCUCAGAAGCUAUGUACCUCCCACCUUCAUCAGACAGCAGCAGUACAGUCAACCCCUGGGUGCAAUUCUUCUGCUCUACAGAAAAUAGACAUGCUCUCCCUCUCUUCACAUCCCUCCUAAAUGUGGUGUGCGCAUACGACCCAGUUGGUUAUGGGAUUCCGUAUAAUCACCUGCUGUUUUGGGAUUCCCGUGAGCCAUUGGUUGAGGUGUCUGCCCAACUUCUUAUAGUCACCCUCGAUUCUGACCCCAGUGCAAACUCUGGCCCCAGUAUGGACGGGACCACCACUAGCACUGCAAUGGAUGAAGGCGAGAGCCUUGCACCAGACAAUCUGUUUGUAAAUUACCUGUCCCGAAUCCACAGAGAGGAGGACUUCCAGUUUAUCCUGAAAGGUCUGGCACGGCUGUUGCUUAAUCCCCUUACUCAAACAUACUUGCCGAAUUCUACAAAAAAAAUUCAGUUUCACCAAGAAUUGCUGGUCUUGUUUUGGAAAUUAUGUGACUUCAACAAGAAGUUCCUAUUCUUUGUCUUGAAGAGCAGUGAUGUCCUGGAUGUGCUGGUCCCAAUACUGUAUUUCCUGAAUGACGCACGAGCGGAUCAGUCCCGUGUAGGUCUCAUGCACAUUGGCGUUUUUAUCCUUCUGCUGCUUAGUGGAGAGAGGAAUUUUGGCGUCCGUUUGAACAAACCCUAUUCAGUGCGAGUUCCAAUGGAUAUCCCAGUGUUUACAGGCACUCACGCUGAUCUUCUUAUUGUGGUGUUUCACAAGAUUAUUACUAGUGGACAUCAGCGUUUGCAGCCUCUGUAUGACUGUCUCCUCACCAUCGUGGUUAAUGUGUCUCCAUACCUGAAGUCCCUUUCCAUGGUGGCCUCUAACAAGCUCCUUCACUUGCUUGAAGCUUUUUCCAGCCCUUGGUUCCUUUUCUCCUCUCCACAGAACCAUCAUCUAGUCUUCUUUUUGCUUGAAGUUUUCAACAACAUUAUCCAGUACCAAUUUGAUGGUAAUUCUAGUCUGGUGUAUGCCAUUAUUCGUAAGCGUAAUGUGUUUCAUCAGUUGGCGAACCUCCCUUCAGAUAAUUCUAACAUACAGCGUGCCCUCCAGCGAAAGAAAAAACCAUCAGAGCCAAUUUCACGCACAAACUCUCAAGAUGGGGCAUCUAUGGAAGGCUCACGUCCUGCUGCCCCAGCAGAGCCAGGCACACUCAAGACCAGCCUAAUAGCCACUCCAGCUAUAGAGAAGCUGACUGAGAAAUCACAAGUUUCUGAGGAUGGUACUUUGCGAGCUGUGGAUCCAGAUGUCACCCAGUCUCCUAAAGAGGUUAGCCAUCUAGAGGAUGUUUCUGAAAGUAGGCAGAGCAGACGCUUCUCUAACUCGUCAUCGCAAUGGAAUCCAACUACAGACUGGGUCAUGUCUUGGAAGGUAAAGCUGCCACUUCAAACAAUAAUGCGGUUACUACAAGUCUUGGUGCCCCAGGUGGAGAAGAUCUGCAUUGAUAAGGGAUUGACUGAUGAAUCUGAGAUCCUGAAAUUCCUGCAGCAUGGAACAUUAGUGGGUCUGCUACCUGUCCCGCAUCCUAUUUUAAUCCGUAAAUACCAGGCCAAUGCCGGCACUGCCAUGUGGUUCCGCACAUACAUGUGGGGAGUUAUCUACUUAAGGAACAUGGAUCCUCCUGUUUGGUAUGACACGGAUGUGAAAUUGUUUGAAAUCCAGCGGGUUUAGCCCCAACAUCGUUCAUGUAAUAUGUGCCAGACAUCUUGUGUCACUGUGCACACAUACACUCCUUAGAUCUCAACCCAGCUCCAUCCCCUGGAUGCUUAGUCCAACAUCAUGUUUUUCUCUAUGACGGGGUGGAUUUCUGCGUUGGUCAUUUUGAUUGUGUGUUUCCUUUUUCCACCCUCUUGUGAAAUCAGAUGUAAGCUAUUAAAGUUGCUAUUAAAUAUGUCUAACCAAUUA